This is a messenger RNA of Hippopotamus amphibius kiboko, 2152 nucleotides long. RefSeq names its product calcium/calmodulin dependent protein kinase II inhibitor 1 (gene CAMK2N1). Gene Ontology annotation, biological process: negative regulation of protein kinase activity. The transcript has 2 exons. Bases 683 to 919 code for a protein of 78 amino acids. The record is from RefSeq and is a predicted model, not a curated record. Lineage: Eukaryota; Metazoa; Chordata; Mammalia; Artiodactyla; Hippopotamidae. Gene Ontology annotation, molecular function: calcium-dependent protein kinase inhibitor activity; protein kinase binding.
UCGUUCCCUCCGCCCUUUCUUCUCCUCCCUCUUUCCUUCCUCUCUUUCAGUCGAUCCCCCUGUCUCUCAUUCUCUCUCUGUCUCUGCUUGUCUCCCCGUCUCCCUCUCGGUUUCUCUCUUCCCCCUUCCUCCCUCCCUCCGGGCAUCCUCUCCCCCCCCACCCCUUCCCUUCCUCCUCCCUCGCUCCCCUCCCCCUCCGCCCCUCGCAGCCCCGCGGCUCGCUGCUCCCCAGUCAGCCUCCCCGAACCAGCGCCGCCGCCGCCCGCACUCGCCGCAGGACCGGCCCGCCCGGCUCCCCGGGGUGCGCCUCCUCGGCCCCGCGCCCUCGGGGCUCGCUGGCACAGCCUCCUCCUCCGGCUCACGGCCCCGCCCGGCCCGGCCCCAGCCCAGCGCCCGAGCGCGCCGAGGAUGUGAGUCCUGCUCGCCUCUGCGGGAGCAGCAGCCACUCGCGCGCCGAGCCGGAGCGCAGCGCAGCGCAGCCGCGGGCGCUUGCGGGGUCGCUCGGGCCGGCUGCGCGCUCCUGCCCCAGCGGCGCCCCCCGGCCUCUCGCCGGCGCCACCGCCGCCGCAGCCCGCGGGCCGUCCCCGGCCGGCCGUCCCCGGCCCCAGCGCCGCUGACCCUGUCCGCCGCGGGCGGGGACGCGGGCGGAGGAGGUGCCGCCGCGGAGCCCCCGGACGCGACCAUGUCGGAGGUGCUGCCCUACGGCGACGAGAAGCUGAGCGCCUACGGCGACGGCGGCGACGUGGGCCAGAUCUUCUCCUGCCGCCUGCAGGACACCAACAACUUCUUCGGCGCCGGGCAGAACAAGCGGCCGCCCAAGCUGGGCCAGAUCGGCCGGAGCAAGCGGGUUGUUAUUGAAGAUGAUAGGAUUGAUGACGUGCUGAAAAAUAUGACAGACAAGGCACCUCCUGGUGUCUAACUCCCCCAAAGACAAUGAGUUAAGGGAGAGAAUAAGAAUGAGAACGGCGAUAACAGUUAUUGGCAAAAAGAGCGUGAAAAGAGAAAGCACUUUGAAAUUUAUUACUAGCUUGCUACCCACGAUGAAAUCAACAACCUGUAUCUCGUGUCAGGCCGGGAGACAGAUGAGGCGUGAGAAGGAGAAGGCUCUGGGCUCCUUUGCAAAAAUAAAAAUUUAAAAAAAUUUUUAAAAAAUUAAAAAUCACUAUAUACACACAUGUAAAGAAAUAAAGAGAAGUCUCAGUUGCAGCUAUUUGUCAAAAUUAAUAUCCAUUUCUUUUUAUAUACAGUGAAUAUUGCGCAAUUAUAGAUCUGGAUUUUGAACCACUUAAAUAAUGAAGCAGCAACACCGGGUGUUUUGAGGUGUUGGCAUUCUUUGCUGAUUUGGCUGUUCCUAAUGUUUACAUUAUUUAAUCUUGCAAAAAUGAUUCUGUGCACUUGGAUGUGAAAUGCUGUCCAGUUUUAUUUUUUUAUGUUGUUAUCCUUGGAUGUACAAAAAAAUCAGAAAAUGAUCUCUAUAGAUACUCCAUUCUAUUUUGGUCAUCUUUUGAAGUUAUCAAGAAUGUGUUUAAAACAAGAAGAGAACUUUUCUAAGGAAUCAUACAUAGAAAGAAUCCUUGCUUUAUUUUAAAAUGAAUUGUAAAGCUUGUGUUUCUUUGUUGCUGCAAGCUAUUUGCCCAAGUUAAUGCAAAUGAACACAUUUUAUAUGUCAGGAAAAAAAAAAAAGAAAAAAAAAUGCUUGAGCUUUUUCUAACCUCUCCCUGCAGUCUAUUGUGUGAGCAGCCUGUUUUUUUCUCUAAUAUUGUGUCAGUUUAUUCUCUUUAAUGGACUGUAAAAAAAAUGUAAUCACAAGAGUGCCAAAUAUCUUGAAAUGCCAAAAGGCAUUUUGGUUUCUUUUCUUUUCCCUGUGCUCUGAGUCCACGUAAAGGAAUGCUUGGAGUGUCUUUUUCUGUUAUUUAUAGGGGUUCUCUUAAGGCACACCAGCUGCCUGUUUUGCAUGGUAUUUGCAAAAAUGCCUCUUGCGUGAGGAAAUCUUUUACCAUUUUUUUGUUUGCAACUUUGGACCUCAAGAGGUUUUUUCCUUUCCCUACCCUGUUCCCUCUUUUCUUAAUUCGAUAUUCUGUAUGUUGCACCUUUAACCAGCACACAGGGCUAUUUCUCCAGUGUACAAUAAAAGAACAGUUCCUGUGUCUCA